Helianthus annuus (common sunflower) is the source of this 7283-nucleotide messenger RNA. RefSeq lists its product as uncharacterized. The coding region runs from base 895 to 4140 and encodes 1081 amino acids. NCBI's taxonomy places the organism in Eukaryota, Viridiplantae, Streptophyta, Magnoliopsida, Asterales, Asteraceae. The transcript has 3 exons. The record is from RefSeq and is a predicted model, not a curated record.
UCAGUUUUUCAUUUUUCAGUUCAAGUGCAUCUUGCAUCACUUUCUUUGAAUCCGUAUUCAUCCGGAAGGUUUUCUUGCAUCCCACGAUUGCUUUAUAUUCCUCUCCUCCUUUAUUAUCCGUAUUCGACUUUUUGAAUCCGUAUUCCUCCGGAAUCAACCUUUCGGAAUCAACUUUUUGAUUGCUUUAUUCGGAAUCAACUUUUUGAACGGUUUGAUUGCUUUAUUCGGAAUCAACUUUUUGAAUCCGUAUUUAUCCGGAAUCAACUUUUCAUCCAAGCUUUGUCUUUUAUCCAAGCCGCAUUCAAUCCGUUUUCAUCAGGAAUCAACUUUUAGUCCGAAAUCAGCUUUUCAUCCAAGCCGCAAUCAAUCCGUAUUCAUCCGGAAUCAGUUUUUGUGCGAAAUCAGCCUUUUCAUCCAACCCGUUUUCAUCCGAAAUCAGCUUUUUAGCCCGAAAUAAGCGUUUUUCAUCUAAGCCGAUAUCAUUCGAAAUCAACGGUUUCAUCCGUUAUUCAUUUUCGUUUUCAUCCGUAAAAUCUAUCUUUCUUAUAAUCAUCCGCAAUCAGCAUUUUGUUUCUAAAAAACCUAAUAAAUCUCCGUUUUCAUUCGAAUUCAACGUUUUCAUCUAAUCCGUUUCAAAAUCAGCAUUCUGUCUUCAUCAUUCUCAAUUUGUCGCAACUGAUUCAGAUCUGGAAGGAUAUAGAUCAGAUUUUAUAACAAAAACACAAAACAAAAUUCUCAAUCCAACCAUGAGCUAGCAGGUAACGUGGGGUUCUUUUUAGAGGGUGGGCAACUCGCGGUUGCUGCCCUCCUUUGGUUUUCCACUCCCACAACUCAUCUCGAGUUUGGCUUAUCACUUGUGUGUUUCCAUCCAAAUAUGGCAGCUUAAAUACGCGUAUGGCUCCUACGAGACGGGGAAGGGAUGUUAAGUCAGUUGGCCCUGUGCAGGGUUCUGCUAGUGGUCUAAGGACUUGUCCUUUCAAAUUUUUUCACGAAUGUAAAGAUGGGAAGCUGGGAUCUGCGGGUUUUUUUCGCCUGCUAGAACACAUGCAAAGCACCCACUUCAAGACUGAAAACCGAAAGCUAACUUUAAAGGAGGCUAUCUCUAGGGACGUGGACCUCUUUUUGGACGUUGGGGAAGUUCUUAGAGCAGGAGACAAAUGGUUGUGUGGCCGCUGCAUGGUCAUGCAUGCUCUCAGUAGAGGGUGCAAGCAUGAUGAUGAGGUCGUGUCGUUUGCCAUAGUCUCGGGGGACGUGGAAGAUUUCAUCGUUGGGAUCCGAAAACCAUGUCAAGUGGUGGUUGACACAAGCCCAUGUCACCCAGCAACGGUCGGGGGUGGUGUUAACCUCCUCGAGCGAGUUUUUUCCCUCCCUAUUCAGACUGUUAAAAGCAUUCCUCCUAGUUGUCGGCUGAUGUUUGCUCAGGUUUUAACAGGUGCAUUGCGCAAAGUGGUUGUGUCACCAGGAUCAGUUGAAAAUUGGGUCCAAUUACUUUUGUUGCCGCGUUGCACCUUACGGGUGGUCAGACCGUCCUCCCGACAAGAACGAAGAUCAGGGAACAGGAAAUCUUUGCAGUAUAAUAACAUCCUGCAUGCGCUUACAAUUUGGAAAGAUGGGUCUGGUUUUGAUGAAUUGGUCUCGUCCCUAGUGGAUAGCGUGGGGGAGGCGGGGACUCUUAGGAGAGAAUGCAGGAUGGAGGGAGACAAAGAUAAGGACCCUAAUAUUAAGCAAUGUCUCCGAAAAGUUAGGGAUGGACAUUUUACGGCUGCAGUUAAGGUCCUAAGCUCCAGUGGAGUCGCCCCUCUAUGUGAUUCGACCUUGAAAGCUCUUAUUGAUAAACACCCUGUGGUGGCGCCCCCUUCCUUGCCUCCCAACCCCCACGCUCAACCCACUCUUGUUGUUGAUGACGAGUGCGUGCUCAAAUGUAUUCGAUCCUUCCCUAAAGGGACAUCGUGUGGUAGGGACGGGAUGCGAGCCCAACACUUGUUAGAUGCUAUCGGGGGUGAGGGAUCAAUGGCUUCCUCGGGUUUGCUAACGGCCAUUACAGAAGUUGUCAACUUAUGGCUUGGAGGAUCCUGCCCUAAGGUGCUAGCAGAGUUUGUUGCCUCAGCCCCCCUUACCCCGUUACUGAAACCCGAUAAAGGAAUUCGACCUAUUGCUGUGGGAGGUAUAUGGCGACGGUUGGUUUCCAAGGUGGCAAUGAAGAAGGUUGGGAAAAACAUGGCUCAGUACUUGGGAGACUUUCAGUUUGGGGUGGGGAUGUCAAACGGUGCAGAGGCGGUGCUUCACAGUGCGAACAGGUUUCUCAACUCCUCUCAUGCUAAUGGUUCCUUAGCCUUGCUUAUUGUCGACUUCUCGAAUGCGUUCAACACGGUUGACCGCACAACCUUCCUGAAAGAGGUUCAUCAACAUUGCCCGUCAAUCUAUCGAUGGGUUCAAUUCCUGUACGCCCAGCCUGCCCGGUUGUAUGUUGGUAAUGAGUGUAUUGGGGCUACUACUGGAGUGCAACAAGGGGAUCCCUUGGGGCCCCUUCUCUUUUCUCUUGCCUUACACCCACUCAUUCUCAGGGUGCAGGACCGAUGUAACCUCCCGUUUCAUGCUUGGUAUUUGAAUGAUGGGACGAUUAUCGGCAAUGCGACGGAGGUUGCUAGGGCCUUACACAUUAUUAACGAGGAAGGGCCAUCCCUAGGACUUCACCUCAACAUUAAGAAAACAGAGGUAUAUUGGCCGACAUGUGAUGGGCAGAAACUUCAGGACGGGCUUUUCCCGAAAGGGAUUGGCAGACCAGAGAGGGGGGUUAAGCUACUGGGUGGAGCUGUUAGCCGUGACCCUAGCUUCGUUGGCGAGUUGGCAGGGCGGCGGGCGACGGGGGCGGUUGAACUCAUGAAACUCUUGCCAUGCCUUAGGGACCCUCAAUGUGAACUCCUUCUGCUAAGAUCGUGCAUGGGGGUUGCUAAGUUACUUUUCGGGCUGCGAACUUGUCAACCAUAUUUGAUGGAGGAUGCAUCAACCCGGUUCGAUGAUGGCCUCCGAGAGGCUAUAGAAGACAUAGUCGUAGGUGGUGGCCCAUUCUUUGGGGACCUCCAAUGGCGUUUGGCAUCCCUGCCAAUGCGUCUAGGUGGUUUGGGUCUGCUCUCAGCUCGAGAUGUUGGGGUUUAUGCUUUUGUGGCGUCCAGAGCUCAGUCUUGGGAAUUACAGGAUCAUAUCCUUCGGAACAGUGGGGUUGUCGAGCUCGACGUGGACUAUCUGCAGGCGCUUGAACGCUUAAAUGUCUAUCUCCCAGACUUUGAUAUCGACGGUUUCUCUAAAAAGGACACCGCCCCCUCGAAACCACAAACAACUUUGGCGAAUGCUCUGUUUAGCAAAAUCGCUCAAAGACUGGGAGAAAAUUUUGAUUUGUCACCUCGCCAAAGGGCGGUGUGGGAGUGCCUGAAUGGUCCCCAUGCUCAGGAUUUUCUGACCGUUAUCCCGAUUGAGGGGCUGGGACAAUGUAUGUCAGCAGUAGAAUACAGAGCAAUCCUUAAAUACCGGCUGAUGAUCCCUAUGUAUCCAGAAGAUGAAACGUGCCCAAUAUGCCGUAAAGCUUGUAUGGAUAAAUACGGAGAGCACGCAGUGCAUUGUAAAGAGCUCCCUGGGUUCAAAUAUCGGCAUGACUGGGUGCGAGAUGUUUUGUGGGACAUUCUGAGAAGAGCUGGGAUUUCAGCUAAGAAAGAGGCUCCUGUGAAUUUCCUUACGGACCCCAUGGAAGGGAGAUCUACUCUGCGACCAGCAGAUCUGCUCGUCUUUGGUUGGGCUAGGGGGAAACACGCUUGUGUUGACCUCACGGGGGUUUCCCCUCUGGUUGGCUUAAGGGAAAACGGGUUUGUAGCUGGUCAAGCAUCAAGAAAGGCAGAAUCGAAGAAAGUUGACAAGCACGCUAAAGCUUGUGCAGAGAACCAGCACGUUUUUGUCCCUUUUGCAUUUGACACAUUUGGCUCUCUAGCGCCAGAAGCUAUCCAAUUCCUGACCAGGGUCCAACGGGUCAUCCACAGCAAUUGCUCGGCACCAAGGGGACGAGAUUUUGUCUUUGGCAGAUUAGGGUUUGCCAUUCAGAAAGGGGUGGCGGCGCAGCUUGUUGCCUGUCUACCUUUUGUUUUGAUGUAACUUGGCAAAUAUGAAUGAAAAAUAUUUAUUUAAAAAAAAAAAAAAAAGUGCAUCUUUACAUCCUUGUUUAUCCUAAUCCAAAAUCAUAGAAAACUACAUGCCUUCUGAUAUUUGUAUAUUUUGUCUCUUCAAUUGUUUUCCUUUUUCAUCGAUCUAACAUUACAGGGGCUGAAGACAAUAAUACUUACGACGUGUUUCUAAGCUUUAAUAUGGAAUCUACAAUACAGGGCAUUUCGUAGGGAAUUUUCGAUGUCGGCCAGCGUGAGCCGAAUGUGGAUUUUUAGGUUGCAGGGUUUCUGAAGUGGGGAGGAAAGAAGCACAUCAAGAUCUGGACUGACUUAAUUGGUACACUCACACUCACCAACAAAUCAAUGACCUGUAAAUCAACAAUUUGGUAACCUAAUCACGAUAAGCUCCACCAUUUCAUUAUUCGUUCAAUCGCCGGAAUCUUCAAGACCGAUAUAUUUGGCGAUUAAUCGAUCUUAAUGAAAAAAUAUCAUCAGCACUUUUUUUCUAAAAUAAGCAGCACACGAGCAUAUAUAAUCAACACUUCAAUGCUUGUGUGCCUUUGUGGGUUCGUUCAUCUUCUGUAUUUAUUAGAUUGUGUGAUGUGAUUGUGGUGAUUACAAAUAUAUUGAUAUAAACACAAACAAAUUGAUAUUUCAACAUUUUAUAUAUAUGAAGGAAACAAGAUAACUAAGUUAGAAUAAAUUGCUAAAUGUAGUUAAAAGGUUGACGGGCUAGUUGUGCAAAUAGACAAAACAUCCACCCGGUGUCACGCCUCUACGUUAAUCUAAAACAUGCUUAUUUCAAUAACAUGCAUUGAAAUUAUUUUUUUAUAAUUUGGUCAGUCUAGCGAAGCCGUACCUUUAUGUUGUACAUUCCGUGGUUUUUAGAAAUUUUCCGACUCGCACCUACAGUUUAACUCGACAAACAUGAACGUUGGUGAUAUUUAAUCCAAACAUGAACGUUGACUAUUUUUAGCAUGUUUCUCAGGUAAUUGAACACUAGUCAUGGAAAAGGAUUUAAGCAUGCAUCUUUUGAAGCUAAAAUACUGAUGGCAGGCCCGGAAGAGGGUAGCCUUCCCUCAAAUGCCUACUCUUAUGGAGCCAUUUGAGGGUAGCCUUCCCUCAAAUGCCGACUCGCAUCUAAAACUUUUUUGCACAGCUUACAUUCUAUUACAUAAUUUAUGGUUACACUUGUACGUUAUAAUGAUAGCUUACAUACAAAAAGCUUAUCUUCUAAUAAAUAUCAAAAACUUUUUCAAAAACAACAUGAAAAAAUAUCAAAAACGUUUUCAUAAACGACAUGAAACGUUGGUGUUUGUCUCUAAAUAAAUCCAGAAACUUUUUCCAAGCUAGGGACCUUUUUGGUAGAUUCUCACUAAUUUUUUUCAAAUCAUAUAUAGGUUUCCACUAAUUUUUUCGAAAUCGAUUGGGUUUCCAAGAACCCCCAAAAACCCCCUGGAUCCAUCCCUCAUAAAUUCUCACCUACCCAAGCAUUACUUCAUUGAUUAUCUUCAUUUGAUGCCACCAGCCUCACUUUAACUCAUCUCCCACAAGCAUUCAAUAGUAGUAAAUGAAGUAUGUAACAGUCCACACCUACUUAGAAAAUAAAUUUUGAGUUUAAAUCAACAUCUUCAACUUCUAAGAUUAGCCAUCUUUUUUUUUUACUUCUAAGAUUAGCCAUCUUUUUUUUUUUUACUUCUAAGAUUAGCCAUCUCUCACCUUUUCCAUGCCACUCACUCGAACUCUAUUCAGUGGCGGAACUAGCCCAAAAAGUUAGGGGUAUCCUAAUUUUUUUUUUUUAGGAUCAGGGGUAUCCUUUAUAUAACAGAAACGGAGUUAAGGGGUAUUUUUACACUACGAAAAUAGAGUUAAGGGGUAUUUUUACACUACGGAGACAGGAUUGAGGGGUAGCCCGUGCUACCCCUAUUUACACACUAAGUCCGCCACUGACUCUAUUGAAGUAGUGAAAAUCACUCAAACUAGAUUAAGUAGCACCAUCAUUCAUUUCUAUGAUCCAGCAUCAAAAGUCCAAAAAAAAUCAUUAUUAUCUUUUUCAUAUGUUCAUUUUUUAGUUCAAGUCCAUGCUCACUACUUCUUUAAAUUGGAAUCCACAACCUAGAAACUUCAUGGCUUUUGAUAUUUCUACAUUCAUUAAUCUUUCCCAUCUUCCUAGUUUGAUCUAACAUUACGCUGACUAAUGGCAAUAGUUAUGACGUGUUUCUGAGCUUUAACAUGAAUUCUACAAAGAAAACCUCUGCAACUCUAUGUAGCCCUCUUCUCCGCCGAAAAUUUUCUUUCAGGUAUGCUUAUAAUCUUCAUAGUUGGGUUUGGAUUCAUGUAAAACCAUUUACAUGUGCAAAAGAAUUUGAUCAAACAGUAUUUAAAUAAGAUGUAAACAUUUUUUUCUGGUUAGGUGACAUUAAAUACAUGUGAAUAAAAUUUGAUUAAAAGAGUUUCAUUUUGUUGCAUUUAUCAUGAUAAAAUCACUAGUUGUUGCACUUUCAUUCACAUUUGGAUAAAAAGUUUAUAAAAGUUUAUUAUUGUUUUUUUCAAAUAGGACGAUUGAUGUAAUAUUAUAGUUUCAUAUUAAAAAAAAGUUCAUAUACGUUUAACGUAAUUUUUAUGGAUAUAUGGAUCGGUCUGAUGUUAGUUCUCACCAGUAAAUUGACUUGAAGUCCUUCUCAACAAGUCAGCUAGCUUGUUCUUUUAAGUCACCCUAGCAUGUUCUUCCAUGUCAUCUUAGAUCACGGGAUGUGGGCUCGACAAGAUAGUCAGGGAGUCCGACGUGGACUCAGUGGCAAGGCAUGCAAUUUUUCUAAGUUAUUAUAAUCAAAUAUUUUGUUUGUGUGAAUUAUCUAUGUUGAUCAUCCCGUAGGUGUCAGAUUUUCAAGCCAUGAUGACUUUAGUAGUUUUCCUUUCUGUGUGACUUAAAUUGCACAGAGUAUGCAUCGUAUAAGCAAGAAGCACCUAAGGUGAAGCAAGACCUUGAGGAUAUAGCGAAUGGAGAGACUAUGAAGAUGACGAUGAGUCGAUGAUGAAACUUGUAUCAAUUGUGCAACCCAAAGAUGGUUCCAUGUUGUGUAACGUGUUACAAUGUGUUUAAGAAGUAAUGAAAAUGUUGUCUUUCGGUGUUAA